AUGGAUACCAUACAUUUCAUACGACGUUCUAUAGUUCUAGUGAUGAUUGGAUCGCAUGGACAAGCCUCGCUUUUGUUGUUUUUUUCUAUAAUACAGGGUUAUAUAACAAAAGCAUAUCCAGUGUUGGGGUGUUACGUGAAUAGAAUUCCCAUAAAAAGCACGGACCAAGGUCAUAAAGUUAGAAGUGCUGUACAAUUUAGUAAAACAUCUGGUAGUAAGGUGAAAGAAAAAACAGGCUAUCGACCACCGAUGGAAAGUUCGAAGCUGAAGAUAAAGAGAAGGUUCGAAGAUUUGGGCCAAUCAAAAACAUCUAAUGCUAAGUGUCUGAAAGUCAAAAAUGGUCUCUUUAUCAAUUACUUAACAUCAUCAGGUGAAAAUAUAGUCCAUCUUUUAGCUCAAUGUUAUAUAGAUUAUUACAUAGAUUUCAGUUUUUUGUUUGAUUAUAAAUUAGAUUUUAAUCAUACAAAUAAUGAUGGUAAUUCACCAUUAAUGGUGGCCUCACUUUUCAUGAAUUCACCCUUCCUUCAAUUUUUAGCUCCUUUACCCUGUGACGUCAAUAGACAAAACCACCAGGGCCAUACAGCACUCCACCUAUGUGUCACUGGAUUUACUUUGAUAAAAGAAAAAUUAAACAUGAUGAAAGUCAAUUCAAUAGUGAAAGAGUUAUGUGCCUUUGAAUACUUUCCUAGAUAUCUUCAAUGUAUUGGUAUCUUACUCAGUCUUGGUGCAGACGUCAAUAUGCAGGAUAAAAAAGGUAAAACAGUUUUAAUGUUGGCUUGUAUGAAAAAUGAUAGAAAAUUGUUAGAAACACUAUUCAUACAUGGAGCUGAUGUGAAUAUUGUAGACAAUCAUCGUCGAUCUGCUCUACAAUACAUAGAUUUAACAAACAAUGUUUAUGAUUUAACAUGUUUUAAUUUACUUCUGUCUCGUGGUUGUAGACAAUCUUUUAAUCAGCCAUGUCUUAAUGGUAACACUUUGAUUCAAAACCUACUCCAAUUCUCACCAUUAUGGCAAAUUGAUCAAACAGUCAAUUUUAUCAAGUUUCUUGUUUUUAAUAAUGUCAACCUUCAACAUUUAACCUCAGAUGAUGGAGAAAUCUCCUAUGGUCAAUUAUCUCUUGAGGAAUUUUCUUCACAAUCUAGGCAUGAAUUAAGACAAAUCCUGGUUUUAAGUGGUGGUUCAGUUGUACAAAUUACAAAAAUAUUACAUUUUGAACAAGAAGAAAAUUAUGAAGCAUCAUUGCCAGAAACUUUAAGAGAAAAACCGAGAGAAAAAUUCUGUCUUUUCGCCAACAACCUGAGUCUGAAAGAAAUUUGUAGACGAGUUAUCAGACAAAAUACAGGUCUAGCAAUUCAUGACCGUUUUUCAGAACUUCUCGAUUUUCCAACCCUGACUGAUUUUCUGAUGUUUAAAGAUAUUGAUUCUAUGCGAUUUUCACUGCCUGUUCAGUUAAUGUCUGUUAUUGAUGAUGAUUAUGAUGAUGAUUAUAAUUCCUAUGAUUUAAAUAAGGAGAAUGAUGAUUAUGAGAAUGAUUAUUUGAUGUAUAAAGGUUUGAAAUACUUAAAUGAGGUACCCUCAUAUUCGGAUUCAUAUUUAGAUUCAGUUUGA
Molecule: messenger RNA, 1608 nt
Organism: Lottia gigantea (owl limpet)
Lineage: Eukaryota; Metazoa; Mollusca; Gastropoda; Lottiidae
Exons: 4
Coding region: 1-1608 (535 amino acids)
Cellular component (GO): cytoplasm; nucleus
Molecular function (GO): protein binding
Source: RefSeq, a predicted model, not a curated record